This is a messenger RNA of Labeo rohita (rohu), 1283 nucleotides long. Its product is annotated as heat shock factor-binding protein 1. The transcript has 4 exons. Gene Ontology annotation, molecular function: transcription corepressor activity. Bases 174 to 413 code for a protein of 79 amino acids. Gene Ontology annotation, biological process: cellular heat acclimation. Gene Ontology annotation, cellular component: nucleus; cytosol. Lineage: Eukaryota; Metazoa; Chordata; Actinopteri; Cypriniformes; Cyprinidae. The record is from RefSeq and is a predicted model, not a curated record.
ACGAAAGAGGAAGUUUUUACAGCGUAAACAAUGAAUCAUAGUGAAAAGUUGAAAAGUUAUAGAAUCCUUUUAUUCUAAUGUAUCUCAGAGAUUUGGUUUGGUUUAGUCCAGAUAACGUUGCCUAGUGCUGAAACUAACAACUAACUCAACAUAAACCAGCUCAAACAAACCUCAUGGCAGGAUCCGAGUCAAAAGCCGCCAAAGACUUGACUGCGGUGAUGGAGACGACUAUGCAACAACUCCAGAGCAGGUUUCAGAACUUAUCUGACCAAAUCAUCUCCAAAAUGGAUGAGAUGGGCACACGUAUCGAUGACCUGGAGAAGAACGUCGCUGACCUCAUGACACAAGCAGGAGCUGAGGAUCAUUAUAAAUCAAAUGGCUUUGAAGAGAGACCAAGCUGGCCAAAGCAUUGAGCAGAAAAGUUGGAGAAACUUGAAAUCAACGGAAUAUUUGUGUAUUAAUCUAUGCAUGUAUCAUUCACAGGUGCCUUAAUUCCUAUUUGACUUAGAUUUGUAUAUAUGAUCUGUAUCUUGUACUUAAAGCAAUAAACUUGUUUAGCUUUUUGUAUUAAAUCUUUCUAGAAUACAAUGCAAUAUUAAUAAACAAAAAUGAAAACAUGUAACACAUUAAUAAUAUAAGGUGCCUCUAGCUGACAACUUUCUUUUGAAAAUACAAAAAUCUGUCAUAAAACUAUGCAUUGGUGCAUUAGACUAAAAAGACAACACUGGUCCCUUUUUAAACAUAACAGAUAACUGAACAUAAGGGAAUACGUAUUGAUUUUUGCUUUCAUUUUGCUUGAUUUUGUUAGAUUUUGCACUUAGCACUGACAUAGUGUUUAUUACGCAGGAAGGGGUUUGUUCAGAAUUAACCAUUAUGCAACACUACACCAUGGUGCAACAUUAACUGAUGUUGGCAGGCAUUAAAUGAACAUUUGUAUACUAUAAUUUAAAUAUGUAAUUUAAUAGAACUAGAGUAUUAUAGUUUUUCACAUUAGUGUGGUUUAGUAACUGGUUACAUGUAAUGUGGAUUAUAUAAUCAGAUUCCGAAAAUUAAGUACUUGUAAUUAGAUUAUAUUGCGUUUCAAAAUGCUCUGGAUCAGAUUACAUGAUUACAUAUUAUUCACAUAAUGGCAGUAAAUUAUUCAGAAUUUAUCAAUUCACCCUAGUUCUUGUUUUUAUGCUACUAAUUAUGGAAGUUACUAAGCACUCAAUGCAUAGCAGUGAAAUACAGCUGAAGUCAAAAGUUUGCAUACACCUUGCAGAAUCAGCAAAAUGUUAAUUAUU